AUGUCUUCGAGAGCUAGAUAUUACUUAGAGCAAGCCAUUCCGGAGGUCGAUGAUCUCGUUGACAAGGGUCUUUUUACCAAGAAUGAAGUCAAUAUGAUCAUGAAGAAAAGAACAGAUUUUGAGCAUAGAUUAAACUCCAGAGGGUCUAGAAUCAACGACUACGUCAAAUACAUUGCAUACGAGACUUCUGUCGAGAAGUUGCGACAGAAGCGGGUCAAACGAAUUCUGGAAGCCCACAAAACCAACAGUAUUUCAGACUGGUCCAUCGAGCACAGAAUUCAGUUCAUAUACCAGCGUGGAUGUAACAAGUUCCCCAAAGACUUGAAAUUCUGGUCUCUUUACCUUAAUCAUUUGAAGACUCGUGGCAGCAAGACGUCCUACCGACGUAUUCAUCGUGUUUACAACCAACUUCUAAGACUUCACCCCACAAAGGUCGAUAUUUGGAUCAGUUGCGCUAAGUACGAAUACGAGGUACAUGCCAACUUCAAGAGCUGCAGAAGUGUUUUUCAGAAUAGUCUGAGGUUCAAUCCCGACUCGUUCAAGCUAUGGCUGGAAUAUUGCAAAUUUGAGCUCAAUUUCAUCACAAAGUUGAUAAAUAGGCGAAAAGUGCUCGGACUUAUCAACGAAAGGGAACAACAAAUGGAUAUGUUACAGCAGCAGGAAGAUGCUGCCAAUGGGGCCGAAGAUUCCGAAAACGAUGGCAAUGAGCCAGAUGACGGGCCACUAAAUGUCCCAAGCACGGGCGACUCUAUGAGGGAUAAAUUGAAUCAAUUACCAGAGGCAGACAUGAACAUGCUUGGGAACGAAGACACAAAUCCUGCUUUGAGAGGUGACAUUGCUUUGACGAUUUUCGAUAUUGCAAUCCAAGAGCUUGCAGAAAGUUACUUCAACAAGCACAAGGGCUAUUAUACGACAACCGAGCUCGAUAGUGAUAUGAAUCUUCGCGUCACACAAGCAGAAUAUUUGUUCAAACUAACCAUGUCUUUUAUAGAUCUGUUUGACAAUUUUACUGACCUACGUCGUGACUACCUGAUAAAUCAUGUCGUUCAAUUUUGGAAGAAUAGCGCCUUCGGAGAAAUAUUACAACUCAAACUAAAAUCUGCAUAUGUCGACCUUCUCAUCAUCGAUAUUACCCUAAACAUCAGAUAUGCGGAACUCGAAAAUUUGAAUACAGAAGAUUUGCAGAUUUCCGUCAACAAAUUCAUUGCAUACAAAUAUAAGCUCGAUGACGAUGUUAGCAGCAGCUUGAAAAAAGUUUUUGCAUCAUAUCUUCAAGAGAGAUUUCAGUCUCAGAAACAGGAGGGCGAAGAUGCAAGGUACGGUAUUUUGAAUGCCAUUAUCAAGAAACUUUGA
Messenger RNA from Lachancea mirantina, 1353 nucleotides. Lineage: Eukaryota; Fungi; Ascomycota; Saccharomycetes; Saccharomycetales; Saccharomycetaceae. The record is from the annotation of a GenBank genome assembly.